Molecule: messenger RNA, 470 nt
Organism: Mya arenaria
Lineage: Eukaryota; Metazoa; Mollusca; Bivalvia; Myida; Myidae
Exons: 3
Coding region: 23-343 (106 amino acids)
Source: RefSeq, a predicted model, not a curated record
CAAUAAUCCUGGUGGAGCACUUAUGUCGAAUGUGGCGUUAAAGGCGAGCACAGCCGGCACAUACGAGGCCACAGUAAAAGCAUUCAAGUUCUUUAAUCAACCUAGUGUGUUGAUCGAGUGUGCAAUCAAAGUGUGCCCUAGCGGCUCAAGCUGUGCAGCAUUGUCCACCGGAGAUUGUGCCCGAAAAAGGAGGUACGUUGAGUCUGUGGAUGACGGUAGUUAUUCCAUGACCACCAGGGAUGUUAUUGAAGUCAUUGAUCCAUUCACAAUCGGUGCAGCAUCUGUACCUACAGUCACCAUCACGGCCAUCCUUCUCUCGACUAUCGCAUCGCUUUGGGCAUAAGACGACCACGUGAUACCAGCAAUUUACUGAUCGCCAUGACCCGAUUACGUGACACAGCAACGUGCGGAUAGAUCUCGUCAUAAAUAAACACUUGCGUGAUUUCCGGUUAAAUUCUUGUGAUAAAAUA